Molecule: messenger RNA, 3743 nt
Organism: Branchiostoma floridae (Florida lancelet)
Lineage: Eukaryota; Metazoa; Chordata; Leptocardii; Amphioxiformes; Branchiostomatidae
Product: E3 ubiquitin-protein ligase Mdm2-like
Exons: 12
Coding region: 167-1849 (560 amino acids)
Biological process (GO): negative regulation of apoptotic process; regulation of cell cycle
Cellular component (GO): nucleus
Molecular function (GO): ubiquitin protein ligase activity
Source: RefSeq, a predicted model, not a curated record
GUUGGUUGCAAGAUAAGGGGCAGAAAGUUGGACGAAUUACUGUAUACGUCCGCCCUCAACCCCUGACCUCUGGAUGGGACAGAAUGUGGUCCACACGGAAAUUCUGAGGCGAUGUCGAUUUUAGUUCCUUCUAACGACAAGUUAGACAACUAAACGUUAACCCACCAUGCCUAAGGAGAAGCGGCGUAGAAACAGACGCCGCCGGCCCAAGGUGCCGCGCAAGUACAAACGGCAACAACGGUCAUCCUCCGGCAGUUCGACAGACAGGAAGCAGCAGCGGAGAGUGGACGCUGUGAUCAGCCAGGCCGCCCCGAUCAUAGCCACCACUAUUCUGGCCUCCCAGGGACACUUUACUGAAGCCGGGGGUAGUGGUGGGCCGCAGCCGUCUACCAGCGGGGCCACAAGUUCAAGUGCCUGCAAUGUGCCAAAGGUGUGCCCCAAGCCAGCCCUGCUGAACUGUCUACAGAAGGUGGGGGCAACAGGGACGUGUUUCACCAGGAAACAGGUAUUGAACUACUUGAUACAGUACAUGGGUGAGCGCAUGUUGUACGACCAGAAUAACCCUCGAGUGAUCAACUGCAAAGAUGAUGAGCUGGGGAAGGCCUUGGGAGUGCCACAGUUUACCAUAUACAAUGUCAAGGAGGUGCUAGCAGCAAAUUGUGUGCCCGUGACUUCCCCACAAGUAAUACAAGCUGACACCAUACCAACGGCCUCCCAAGCAAAAGUACAUUACACAUUGCAACAUUCUGUUGCAGAGGGCAGAGAGCCAUCCGUUAAACCCAAGACACAGCAAGCAGAAUGCCAGGAUGAGGCCAUGCCAGGACCUUCCACCGUGCCACAGAAAGCUAAAGAGAAGAGAAAACACAGGAGGAGAAACAAGCUGAGUGAAUCUGAAAAAUCAACAAGUUCGACUGGAUCCUCCACCAGGAGAAGACGACACUCCUCCUCUCUCAGUCUCAGUCAGACACUGCAGCUGGACGAGGAAGGACCCAAGGGGCUGCCCUGGUUUUACUUCGUCAAGUGCCCGAAGGAGAGUGAAAAAAGGAGUUCAGGUUCCUGCACUGAGAGAUGGAGCAUAGAUGGCUACUCCACUGCAUAUGUAGCUGACUCCUCUGAUGACCUGUGGUUCCUGGAGGAGGAUUCAGACAGGGAGGAGGUACCGGUGAUAGACUGGGAGUUUGAGCUGGACUCAGACUCCAGCGAACCCUACAACGAUGAUGAUGAUGAAGAGGAUUCCAACAUGGAUGGAGAGGAAGAGGAGUACUAUGUUGAGAUGAUCAGGUGCUCUGACAAUGACUCCUGUAUGGCUGAUGAGUCUGAAGAAAGUACAGAUGAAGAGAUCACAGAUAAGGACAAAUGGAAAUGUGACAAGUGUCCGAUGCGGAACAGUCCGUACCAGCGCUACUGUUCUCACUGCUGGGCCCUGCGGAAGGACUGGUUCCCUGAAGUUCACAACUCCAGCCAGAAAAGCACUCUCCAGCGUUCCAAUUCCUGUCCAGAAGCUCAGUCCACGGAAAACGACGGUGCAGGGGAACCCUCGCCUGGUGUCGUGUCCCCGCCGGAGCGUACCAUCAGCACCGACAGUGCCUUCUCUUCCCUCGGGAGCAGUUCCCAGGAGGUUAACAGCACGCCUGGCGCCACGGGCGUGAGUCAGGACCACGUGGGGACUGUAGUCAUGGAGCCCUGUAUGAUCUGUCUCAGUAGACCCAAGGUGGCCAGUAUGGUCCACGGGAGGACCGCACAUCUCGUCUGUUGUUACACCUGCGCCAAGAAGCUCUACAAGCGCGGGAAACCGUGUCCCGUGUGCCGGAGACCCAUCCAGAUGGUUGUCAAGACUUUCUUUGCGUAGCGCCGUCAAACUGGUUGUUUUGAUAUAUGCACAAAUGUGAAGGUCAGCGUAUAUGCUGAGAGCUUGGCUUGAUGCUUUGAAAAGAGAAACGCACAAGGCAUCUUUAACAACAUAUCAUGAAGAACUUGUGUUGGGAAAUGUGUGUCAAAGAACAGUUGAAGGCUUUAUGGUAAAUUUGUCUAUUUUUACAGGGACGUUAUUUUGCUGCUUGAGAGGUAAUGGAGGGAUUUGUUAUUAGUUUGUGGUUGAGAUGUAGUAACACUGCAAGACAGCACACAUUCACAGCAAAUAUGCAGCAAAUGAGUACAUUUACAGUUUGUCAAAGCUCUGUUGUAUGCAGCAUUCUAAGAUGUUUCUGAAAGCUGCUAGCCCAAAAGAAUGACACUCCUCUCUUUCACAAUGAAGAUUCCAUACUGUAGCCUGGAUACCAGCCUCCUUAGGGUUACGUUGUGAGCUAUGGAGUCAACUUGAGCCUAAACAGGAUGGCACCCAGGCCACAUCUACUACAUGUACAAGCUCAGCUGCAUUUAUUAACAAUUUAGCCAAGACACCAUCUUCCCAUCUGUUCUUCUUACUGGCAGCUAUGCAGAGUUGUGUAAGGUAAAUAUUAACAUAAUACAUGUAUGUUAGCAUCAUAUUGAUGUCUAAAACUUUGAAUUGAAUAAGUUACUGUCCAAGUGUCUACAUAUAGAAGGCACACAAAUUUGUCAUUUCAUGAUGUAUUAUAUUGUCAUUGUAACUUGUUGCAAAAUUAUCGUCUGUUGUAAAUAGCAUAUUGUCAUUAUGGUUUAUUUGUGAAUUUGAAUCUUGUGGUGAGUAUGACGUAGGUAUUCACUCUCAUUGUAAUGUUAGAAAGAGGUUGGUAAGGUAGCGUUACAUACAGUUUACAGUUCAAAGUAUUUACAAUGGGCUACUCAACUCUGAAAACAGAUAUAAUUUUGAAAACUUGCAUUCAGUGAAAAGAAUUGUUCUGUUGUGACAAACUUGAGCUGUUAUAAGUACAGUUGAAGCGAUUACUUUGUUUCAGAUGUUGUGUUCAGCUGAAUGGACAAUACUUGUGAUCGCUUGCUUGCAGCAUUGAAUUAACGAUACUGCUUAUCCUGUGUGUUUCCGAACAACAGUAAGCACUACUGUAUGUUUGUGUUCUUUCAUUUCGUUCACAUUAUGUUUUCCUUGCCAGGUUUUGAAUUGUUAUGGUUUGGUUUGGUUGGAGUUGCAUAUUGAAACUCUCUGACUUUUCAGUGAUGUAUCACUAGAUGUACAUGUACCUAUUGGAAUGUAUUUCAUAGACUUGAAUGAGAAAUAUUAGUGACGUACAGCUCCUGAUGUAAGCUAUUAAUUUGUUAUCCAUAAAAAAUGCAUUGUAAACACUUAUAUUUGGUUGAAUAUGUUACACAUUUCAAUGUUACUAUUAGAUCUAUGUCAUAGGGCUAUUUUAUGGAUGCAUUAAUUUCUAAGGAUUGGAAUUUCUUCACAGAUUUUGAAUUGAAGGUUACAGCCAUGUUGCAAAGAAUGUAUUCUGUAGAUUCUAUCUUCCACAGAAAGCAACUGGGUGUAUCUUGCAACUCAGGUAAGUUGAAAGUUAACCUUCUUAUGCAGAAAAUGUGACAAAGUCAUAUUACAGUUUCUGGCUAAUUCUGUUCAGCUUUUUGAAAGUUUGGCUAGAGUUUUGGCCCUCUUUUCAGUUUGGACCUGAGAGAGACAUUGGAACUUUUGACUUGAGACUUUUGUUUUGGAACCAGCAAUGAAUGCUGAGAAAUUUCUGGAAUAUGUUUUGUUACCGAGGACAUUUGAUUGUAUUCUUGAAAUAAACACAUAAUAUAUUUAACAAUGAAGAUUGAACACUGCUUCCUAUGGAAGUACAAAUGUAAAUGCAAUGUUAUGUUAUGUUAUG